Messenger RNA from Penaeus chinensis, 1518 nucleotides. RefSeq lists its product as uncharacterized. The transcript has 6 exons. The record is from RefSeq and is a predicted model, not a curated record. Bases 31 to 1341 code for a protein of 436 amino acids. NCBI's taxonomy places the organism in Eukaryota, Metazoa, Arthropoda, Malacostraca, Decapoda, Penaeidae.
AGGACAACAGCCUCCUCCUCUGCUGUUGCCAUGGCCUCGGCCAAGGCAAAAAGGACUUCGUUCCUCCUGCUCUUGCUGCACAUCUUCCCUGCGACCCUUUUCGAAAUUCAGAAAGACUGCAUCGUUUCUUCCCAAAUAGCGGAGAGCGAUAUCCUGUUCGACACCCUGGAAUUCCUGGCCCUUAUACCCGACGAACCGACAAGGAUUCGCGCUCGCAUCUCCUGCGCCGACGACAAGUACCAUUACAUCGAAUGGAAUUCUCAAACGAUAAAGGCGAAGACGACGAGCACUUACGGCCCUUACGCCGCUCCCGACAACAGCAGCGGCUGGAUGAGGUUCACGCUUGGCUAUAUGGGAAAUCUGACGCUCCUCGACGGCAGACGUCAGCCCUGGCUUCCAGGCAACAUUAGCUUCGAGUGUCCCGUGUACAAAGUGGAGCUUUCGGGAAGCAGUUUCGUUCGGAUGUGUCCCACAAACACGCCCGUGUGGAAGGUGGAAGGCAAGGACGGUGUCGAUAUUCCUCUGCAAGUGAACGACGAAACGCCAGAGAAUCUUACGCUGUUCUCCACGACCACCUUCCGAGCCGUCUUCAGUGUUGACGAUUCAGAAUUCCACUUGGGGAUGAGCGGAGAGAGUUUGAUGACAGGGAGACACCACGGGCCUCUGCUUGGGGGCAUCAGCCAUCGCCUUGUCUUGAAAACAUACAAGGAAAACGGCAGUACGAUGUUCCAGGUGCUCAGUGCUGGUCUUCCCAUACACACGGAGAGUCUCAAACAAGUUCCAAAGAGAAUGCGUGUUCAGAGUCAGGACGGCCGCAGAUUUGUUCUGGUACAGACAUGGUACACUAGAAAGGCAGGAGAACCUCAUUCUAACGCUAAGAAACAAUGCAAAGAACAGAAGUACAUCUGGUUGUUGCUGUCUAUGCUGAUCAGUGUCACGAUGUCCUUCGUGAUUCUGCUGGUCCAGCACUGCAGGCUCUUCCGCUCGCACAAGCAGUGUGGUUCCCCAAACACCGUGCUUUACCAGCCGUCUCUCCUGAACGCGGCCUCGAUGGAUCACAGCCACCCAGCCACAAUGACCCCUGCUGGUCCGAGGACACCCAACCUCCGGGUCGGGCACUUCGUCUCCGCCUCGAAUACUUCUCGCUUUCCGCCCCACUCUCCUCUGUUUCCUCCCCACGCUUCUCUUUCCCUUCAUCACCCCAGCUCCCAGGAGGAAGUCUAUUACGAGAUGACGCCAUUGGUAGCGGCCGCACCUCCUCCGAAGUCCUUUGAUAUGGAACCGACUAACUGUAUGGAAACCAUCAACGAUGUUUACCAAAGUGCCGACUACUCGCAGUAACCUUUCCCCUUUUUACACAUUCUGUCUUCUUCUCGUGGGGCCUUCCAACGGUUUGCCUUGUGUUUUCAUCUCAUAUUUGUUUGUCUGAUGAAUGUCAUUGACUUCUCAGCUAUUGCUCUUAUAAUCCCUCCUGCGCUUAUUCUAUUUUCUUUUAUCUUCACUUAUUCUUAGCACUUA